ACUGCUUCUUUACACAUAACACCCGUCGUUAGUAGUAUACCCUCUCUCUCUCCUACCAUAGCCGGUCUAUAAUGUGAACCCAAUUCAGCAUACUUAUCGCCAAUCGACAACUCACCUGGAACAAUGAACGAGUAAGAAGGUUUGUCUCUGUUUGACCGCCAAAGCGGCGUGGGAAUUCCAGAGUAAGUAUAAAGCGGACAAGCGAUCGAAGCAAGUGCCGGGUAAAAAUGUUCAUUCGUUCGAUCCUCACUCUUGCCACCAUCACUCCCUUCCAAUCCUCUGAUUUUGAGCAGGCAACACACCCAUUGCAGGGCUAACGGGUAAGUCUCUCUUGGAAGUCGUUACGGGAUACGGCUUGCGACAAGACGAAAUGCACUGGGCUCUGACUGUACUCAGAUGUUACGCACUACGCUCUACGAGCGGCGGCCUAGAAAACCGUUAACUGACACUCUCCUUCACAUUCGUUUUAUGAUUCUUCUGUGAAGCUUUGUACUAACUCUAUCUGUGAGCCUGUAGAAUCCGUCGUUAUGUCGAUCGAAACGGAACAGCAAAGCGAGAUCAAUAUGGACGACCUUGCAAAAAGUCUCGAUGAGAUUCGUUUGAGUAUGAGCUCCGCUAGGGAAGCCAUUAGAUCCCUGCAAGAGAAAGUCGACAGAGGCGAACUCGACACAAGAGAGGGAAUAUCACUUCUCUCCGUCAAGAGCAACGUCAUGUUGCAAUAUCUUCAAAACCUGGUCCUCCUUAGUGCCCACCGUGCCUUAGGACACUCACUUGCCGACCGCACUCCUCCCUCUGAACCCUUCAUCGACCAGAAGAGAGGUGCUCGAGGUUCCGACGCUGGUGAUAGAGUCGAUUCCAUGAUCGAAAGUCGGCUGGCGUUGGAGAAGGUCAAACUUAUGGAAGGCAAGAUGAAGUAUCAGAUCGACAAGCUCGUCCGCGCUGCACAAGAGCCUGUGAAAAGUACCCAAGACGGUUCGAUCGAUCCUCUUGCAUUCCGCCCUAACCCUGCAGCACUUAUGGAUCAAGAGUCUGAAGGCGGAGGCGAAGGGUCUGAUCACUCAGAUGAAGGUACCCAAGCUCGAGACGGUAUCUACCGUCCACCCAAACUCGCUCCGAUGCCUUACAAUGAGCCUACCCGUGGAAAGGACAAGAAACGUCGUGGACCACUCCCCACCGCUCUCUCCUCCCUUGCGCAGAUGGAUCUCAGCAUGCCGCACAUGGAGUCUACCUCCGGUCUGGGAUCAACACCAGCGCUGAUGUCCGGUCGAGCGAAAGAACUACAACGAAUGACGGAGUUCGAAGAGGAGAAUUUCACGCGUUUGGUUAUGAAAAAGAAAGAUGCCAAGAAGAGGGCACAAGACGAAGCGGAUAUCGCGCUUGGUGGAAUUGGUGGUGCUUCUACACGUCGCGGACGUGGUGGAGGUCUUGAUGAUGAGUUUGGCGAUAUCUUGAGGUCGGUUGGACGGAGUCGAAGUGGUGUGGUUGGUGAUGGGUAUGAGGAGUUGAGGCAAAAGAGUAAGAAAGCUAGUGUGUUGGUGCGAUCGAGGGAGAGGGAUCAUGAUGAUGUGCCUGAAGGAGGGGAGGAUGGACCUAGGCAGAGGAAGAGGAGUAGAUUCGAGAAAGCUGUUAAGUCUUCCAAGAAGAGGCUUAGGAAAUGAUUGGUGUCAUUCGUCUGACCGUGUUUCUACAUGACACUAAUCAUUCAAUAUGACGGAAUUGAUAAGUUGUGUCCACUGA
Somion occarium is the source of this 1737-nucleotide messenger RNA. The record is from the annotation of a GenBank genome assembly. NCBI's taxonomy places the organism in Eukaryota, Fungi, Basidiomycota, Agaricomycetes, Polyporales, Cerrenaceae.